Molecule: messenger RNA, 936 nt
Organism: Nicotiana tabacum (common tobacco)
Lineage: Eukaryota; Viridiplantae; Streptophyta; Magnoliopsida; Solanales; Solanaceae
Source: RefSeq, a predicted model, not a curated record
AUGGAAGGCAACUGGGUUGAAGGAAGCAAUGAAAUUGCAGAUGCAGCUCUCAAUUACUUUGAUCACUUGUUUUCUGCCGACAUCACUGUUGAGGAUAGUAAUGUCCUAAGUGUGGUAAAAAGAGUUGUUACCAAUGAAGACAAUGAUGAUAUUACUAUCAUUCCUAAUCUAGAGGAGGUGAAAGAGGUUGUGUUCUCUAUUGACCCUCAUAGCUCCCCUAGUUCAGAUGGUUUGACAGGUAAAUUUAUCAAUCAUGGAGCUACAUUGCCUAAAUUCUUCACUCAUACAUAUAUCAUUAUGCUUCCUAAAGUGGAGGCCCCUCAAAGCUUCUCUGACAUCAGGCCAAUCAACUUGUGCAAUGUUUCUAGCAAAAUUAUUGCUAAAAUUCUAAAUGCUAGAUUAAGCAAAAUUUUGCCCAAGAUCAUCACUCAAAACCAAAGUGGUUUUGUUAAAGGAAGAGCCAUAACUGAAAAUAUUCUACUAGCACAGGAGCUUGUCAAUGAUAUUGGCAAACCAAGGAAAGGAGCUAAUGUGGUGAUCAAACUGGAUAUGGCUAAAGCCUACGACAGAGUCUCUUGGCCUUUCUUAUGUUUCAUGUUGAGGAAAUUGGGAUUUGCAGAAGUAUGGAUUGAUCUAAUUCAGAGAUUCAUUUCUAACAAUUGGUAUUCCAUCAUUGUGAAUGGUGGCAGACAUGGCUUCUUCAAAUCAGGAAGAGGCCUUAGACAGGGAGACCCUCUAUCCCUUUCUCUAUUUAUACUUUAUGCAGAAUUACUUUCCCAGAUGCUUAAUAAUCUAUACACCAAUAGUAGAUACAAAGGCUAUUUUAUGAAUGAUCAAGGACCUAAAAUCAAUCACCUGUCUUUUGCAAAUGACACUAUCAUAUUCUCUAGCAGCAUGAAAUUUUCACUUCAGCUGACUGUAAAGACUUUUUCCUAG